AUGCUUCAGAAUAAUUUACCUAUAAAUAUACAAACAAACAUAGCAACAAUUUCAACACUAAUAUUUUUAAGCAGUUAUGAUGAAGAUAUUGAUAUUUUUAUUAAUCAAUUAUCAGAAUAUUUAACUAGUAUAGAUGUAAAUCCAGUAGAUGUAGCAAGAAAUAGAGCUUUUGCUGAAAAGUGUCUAUCAGAUAGAUUUGUUAAUGCUGUUAAUCUCAAGUAUGAGUAUUUUACAGUGCUUAGUGAAAAAUGCAAUCUAGUGUUUGGUUUAUUAGUUCAAGAAGAUGAUCCUCAGGGAUUAUUUUAUUUAAAAUAUGGACAAAUGCUUAAACUUGAUGAGAAGCAAAUUAAAAGCCAAUUUUUACGUAACUUAUUUUUUGAUAGCGCAGAAUAUAUUAGUACUGAAUAA
This is a messenger RNA of Funneliformis caledonium, 408 nucleotides long. The record is from the annotation of a GenBank genome assembly. Lineage: Eukaryota; Fungi; Glomeromycota; Glomeromycetes; Glomerales; Glomeraceae.